Molecule: messenger RNA, 1651 nt
Organism: Arabidopsis lyrata subsp. lyrata
Lineage: Eukaryota; Viridiplantae; Streptophyta; Magnoliopsida; Brassicales; Brassicaceae
Product: zinc finger protein 1
Exons: 1
Coding region: 849-1511 (220 amino acids)
Biological process (GO): negative regulation of abscisic acid-activated signaling pathway
Source: RefSeq, a predicted model, not a curated record
CUUUACUUUUAUAUAAAACACAACUGAUUAAGGAAUUGAUUUAACAGUUUAGUUGACUCAUAUAUAUCAAGGGUGCCAUAUAUAGUUUUGUAAGCUAACAAGAAUGAAUAUAUAAUCGUAAACAAAUGAUUAAUAACAUUUUUAUGUGAGAUGGAUGUGUAUCGUUUUUAAGUUUUUGACACUCAACCGAAAACGGGAAAAUGGAUUAAAAAAAAAAUCGAAACGAAAGUGAUUGUCGGGAAGAUUUGAUUGGCUUCAUAAUCCUUGUCCAAAUUGCUAAUUUACCUAACACUUAAACAAAUAAAGACAGCUUCUUCAUAUAGGGUUCUGAAUCAAACGUCUCACCUAAACCCUAAAUAAAGGAAGAGUACGUACAUACGUGUAUAUAUUUGUAAUCCCCAAAAAACGGUUGUAUAGUGAAAAAGGAUUAUGUGAUUAUAACAAAGAAAAACGAGGUGACACCAAAGAUAGACUCAUUUGAUUAAGAUAGACUACUUAUAGCAUUCAUUACAAUAGUAUAACAUGAUAUCAUGAACACUCAUUAUAUGUGUUCCCAGAUAAAUCAAUAAUUCAUAUAAUUACUACAUUAAUUUUCUUCUUUUUUCAAUUGUCCACUACUAUACAGUUACAUGUGUGGGCUCUAUAGCUCUAGGUCAGAUUGCACACAUCAAAAGUGUCCUUUUUUUCUUUAAACAUCAUUCAAUUUGAAAAAAGGUCACAUGUCCGUCCAAUUCCAUAAAUAGAACUCACACUUCACUUCCCACGACCACAUCAGUUCACAUCUUUAUCAAUUUUUUUACUUUCAUUCUCUUUAUAUAUUCUCUCUAGGCCAUAUACAGAGAAUAUACAUGGAUCCGUCCAUCAAAGGAGAUCAAGAAAUGUUAAAAAUCAAGAAACAAGGUCAUCAAGAUCUUGAGUUGGGUUUGACCCUUUUGCCACGUGGAACCACGACUUCGUCAGAGCUCAAUCUCAUCGAUUCUUUUAAAACCAGCUCAUCGUCGACUUCUCAUCAUCAUCAACAGCAAGAACAUUUGGCAGAUCCGAGAGUGUUCUCUUGCAACUAUUGUCAAAGAAAGUUCUAUAGCUCACAAGCACUAGGCGGCCACCAAAACGCUCAUAAACGCGAGCGCACCUUGGCCAAACGUGGACAGUAUUACAAGAUGACUCUCUCCUCCUUGCCUUCUUCAGCGUUUGCGUUUGGCCACGGUUCAGUCAGCAGAUUCGCAAGCAUGGCAUCGUUACCAUUACAUGGCUCGGUGAAUAACAGGUCGACGUUAGGGAUUCAAGCUCAUUCAACGAUCCAUAAGCCCUUUUUAGGAAGACAUACGGCGAGUUUAAGCCAUAUUUUCAAACAGAGCAUUAACCAGAAACCGACCAUCGGAAAGAUGUUGCCGGAGAAAUUUCACCUUGAAGUCGCCGGCAGUGAUAACAGUAAGAUGAUUGGACAUUUCAAGAGAAAUCAAGAAGACCAUAAUCAGUUUAAGAAGAUUGACUUGACUCUUAAGCUAUGAGCUCUUAAAUUGUCAUCUUCUUUUUAGUCUUCAUUAUAACUUUUUUUUUAUUCUCAUAUUUGUUUGAUAUAAUGAUUGACGGCAGGGUGUGUUAGAGUUUCACUAAUCAAGUUGUACUUUUUAUAUAUUCCAUUGAUGCC